AUGUCGACAGCUUCUGGAUACAAGAAUGUUGCGUAUUUUGUCAAUUGGGGUAUCUAUGGACGCAACUACCAUCCUCAGGAUUUACCAGCUGAUGUGUUAACUCACAUACUCUACGCUUUCGCCAACGUCCACCCAGACUCUGGCGAAGUCUAUUUGACAGACACAUGGUCAGAUACAGACAAGCACUACGAGCACGACUCAUGGAACGAUGUCGGCACCAACGUCUACGGCUGUGCGAAACAGCUCUUCCUACAGAAGAAGAGGCAUCGCCAAAUGAAAGUGCUUCUCUCGAUAGGAGGAUGGACAUACUCAUCCAACUUCGCCCAACCUGCGUCAACACCCCAAGGGCGAGCAAGAUUCGCCAAUAGCGCAGUGGACAUCAUGAUGAAUCUCGGCUUCGACGGCAUCGACAUAGACUGGGAAUACCCCCAAAACUCCACUCAAGCAAACGACAUGGUCCUCCUGCUCGCUGAGACCCGCAAAGCGCUCGACGCCUACGCUACCGAGCACACUCCCGGCGUUCAUUACCUACUAACCGUCGCCUCGCCCGCCGGCCCGGAGAACUACAACCGCCUCUGCCUCGCCAAGAUGGACGCGUACCUCGACUUCUGGAACCUGAUGGCGUAUGAUUACGCCGGAAGCUGGGAUUCGACCGCCGGGCACCAGGCGAACUGGAAUCCGGGUCCGCGGAACUCGACAUGCACGCCGUUUAGCACUGCUCAUGCGUUGCGCGAUUAUAUCGCUGCGGGCGUGCCUGCGGAUAAGAUUGUCGUGGGUAUGCCGCUGUACGGACGUAGUUUUGCGAACACGGCGGGGCCAGGGACAAGUUAUCAGGGGGCAGGACAGGGCACGUGGGAGGCGGGUGUAUAUGAUUAUAAAGCGCUUCCUGCUGGGGGGGCGAGUGUGCAGAAUGAUCUGAAUGUCGGGGCGAGUUGGAGUUAUGAUGAGGGGAGUAGGCUGAUGGUGAGCUAUGAUACGCCAGAGAUGGUGGAAAUGAAGGCCAAUUUGAUCAAGGAGAUGGGACUUGGCGGGGCGAUGUAUUGGGAGAGUAGUGGGGAUCGGAAGGGGGAGGGAAGUCUGAUUUCCACAUUUGUGAAAAGCAUUGGCGGUAUCGGUGCGCUUGAUCAGAGUCCCAAUAUUGUGGACUAUCCGGCCAGCAAGUACGAUAACUUGCGCGCUGGAUUCCCGAACGAAUGA
This is a messenger RNA of Macroventuria anomochaeta, 1197 nucleotides long. RefSeq names its product glycoside hydrolase family 18 protein. Gene Ontology annotation, biological process: carbohydrate metabolic process; chitin catabolic process. Gene Ontology annotation, cellular component: extracellular region. The record is from RefSeq and is a predicted model, not a curated record. The transcript has 4 exons. The coding region runs from base 1 to 1197 and encodes 398 amino acids. Gene Ontology annotation, molecular function: chitinase activity; chitin binding. Lineage: Eukaryota; Fungi; Ascomycota; Dothideomycetes; Pleosporales; Didymellaceae.